AGCAUACAGUUUUUCUCUGUGCAAAAUAAAAAUAAAAAUGUCCACUGAUAAAAUGGGCGUUGCAGCUUCAUUGGAUAAAUACGGAGAGGAAGACUUAUUCAGUUUGCUAGUGCGUUAUGGCCUCUUUAUUGGGGCCAUAUUUCAGUUUGUUUGCAUCUCGGCUGCUGUUUUGAUGAGCGGCAACGAAACCGUCGACCCCAUUGACGAGAGUUGUCUCAUCGAUGAGGCUGCACCGGGCACGGGAAAUGCUGCACGCCGUCUGCACAAGAUACGCAAGUUGGAGAAGAAGAAACGACGUUAGAUGCCACACCUUCAUAACAAGAUAUCCAUAAUGUAUUCAAAUAUUUUCUAAUUAUUCUCUAAGUGUGUGUGUCUACUACUAGUCUUUAUAAUAAAACUAUCUUAUUUGGCUGUAAA
Molecule: messenger RNA, 417 nt
Organism: Drosophila grimshawi
Lineage: Eukaryota; Metazoa; Arthropoda; Insecta; Diptera; Drosophilidae
Product: protein anon-73B1
Exons: 1
Coding region: 38-301 (87 amino acids)
Cellular component (GO): membrane
Source: RefSeq, a predicted model, not a curated record